Larimichthys crocea (large yellow croaker) is the source of this 4351-nucleotide messenger RNA. It is a transcript of the gene nt5c2a, whose product is annotated as 5'-nucleotidase, cytosolic IIa. Lineage: Eukaryota; Metazoa; Chordata; Actinopteri; Sciaenidae. Gene Ontology annotation, molecular function: 5'-nucleotidase activity. The record is from RefSeq and is a predicted model, not a curated record. Bases 358 to 2115 code for a protein of 585 amino acids. The transcript is spliced from 19 exons.
AGAGAGAGAGAGAGAGAGAGAGAGAGACAUCGGCUUUGAGUUUCUAAUAAUUCAGUUUAAAAUCCAGUAAAUCAGUUUUAUCAGCUGAAGUGAUUGAUUAAAUCAGACGUCAAUCACUUGAUGUCCCGCCCCUCCCUCCCCGUGACAGAGGUUUGACAAGCAGAAUGGACCAAUCAGGAGACAAGGAACCUCAGCAGCGACAACACUGGACUCACACCACCUUCAGACCAAAGUAUACAUCCACCCAUUAUAACCGCUUCUCCUCAUCAGGGGCACAGCGUGGCCGGAGCCUGUCCCAGCUGACAGCGGGGUACACAAGUCAUGGAGACAGACAAGACACGGUUUUAAUGUUUAAAGAUGACGACAUCAUGGAGUGACCGUCUGCAGAACUAUGCUGACUUACCAGCCAACAUGGACGGCGUGGCCAUGAAGAAGUAUCGACGUGAAGCUCACCACAGCUUUCCAAGGGAUCUGGCUCAAAACCAUCCUGCAAUGAGAGUGUUUGUCAACCGAAGCUUGGCCAUGGAGAAGAUCAAGUGUUUUGGGUUUGAUAUGGAUUACACUCUGGCAGUGUAUAAAUCUCCUGAAUACGAGUCGCUGGGCUUUGACCUGACAGUGGAGCGCCUCGUGUCCAUUGGAUAUCCACAGGAGCUGCUCAACUUUGUCUACGACCCGACCUUCCCCACAAGAGGUCUGGUGUUUGACACGAUGUAUGGCAACCUGCUCAAGGUAGACACCUACGGGAACAUCCUGGUGUGUGUGCACGGAUUCAACUUCUUGAGGGGGCCUGACAUCAGAGAGAUGUACCCCAACAAAUUUAUUCAGCGUGGAGACACAGACCGCUUCUACAUCCUCAACACACUCUUCAACCUGCCUGAGACGUACCUCUUUGCCUGCCUGGUUGAUUUCUUCAGUAACUGCUCCAGAUACAAAAGUUGUGAGACUGGCUUCAAAGACGGCGACCUUUUCAUGUCCUACAAGAGCAUGUUCCAGGACGUCCGAGAUGGCGUGGACUGGGUUCAUUUCAAGGGCUCCUUAAAAGAAAAAACUGUUGAAAACCUGGAGAAGUAUGUGGUCAAAGACCCGAAGCUUCCUCUCCUCCUCAGUCGCAUGAAUGAAGUAGCCAAAGUGUUUCUGGCCACCAACAGUGAUUACAAAUACACAGAGAAAAUCAUGACCUACCUGUUUGACUUUCCUCACGGCCCAAAGCCCGGUACACCCCACAGGCCCUGGAAGUCUUACUUUGACCUGAUCUUGGUGGAUGCCCGCAAGCCCGUGUUCUUCGGCGAGGGAACAGUGCUGCGGCAGGUGGACACUAUCACAGGUCGGCUGAAGAUCGGCACGUACACCGGACCUCUCCAGCAUGGCAUCGUUUACUCUGGAGGUUCUUCAGACAUCGUGUGCGACCUGCUGGGAACUAAAGGGAAAGACAUCAUCUACAUUGGAGACCACAUUUUCGGGGACAUUCUUAAAUCCAAGAAGCGUCAGGGCUGGAGGACCUUCCUGGUGAUUCCUGAGUUGGCCCAGGAACUGCAUGUGUGGACCGACAAGAGCUCCAUAUUUGAGGAGCUUCAGUCUCUGGACUGCUUCCUCGCAGAGCUUUACAAGCAUCUGGACAGCAGCAGCAACGAGAGGCCAGACAUCAGCUCACUGCAGAGACGGAUCAAGAAAGUCACCCACGACAUGGACAUGUGCUACGGCAUGAUGGGAAGUCUGUUCCGCAGUGGAUCCCGACAGACACUGUUUGCCUCCCAAGUCAUGCGCUACGCUGACCUGUACGCCGCCUCCUUCAUCAAUCUGCUCUACUACCCCUUCAGCUACCUGUUCAGAGCCGCUCACGUGCUGAUGCCUCACGAGUCCACGGUGGAACACGCCCACGUCAGCAUCAUCGACACAGAGUCGCCGCUGGCCACGAGAAACCGCCAGGACGUCGACUUCAAGGAGAUGGAGUGCAAGCGACACCAGCUGACCCGGUCCAUCAGCGAGAUCCAGCCCCCACACUUCUUCCCUCAGGCUCCACAGGAGAUCACCCACUGCCACGAUGAGGAUGAUGACGAGGAGGAAGAGGAGGAAGAGGAGGAAGAGGAGGAGGAGGAGGAGGAGGAGGAGGAGUAGAUGGAGAAGUGUAGACUCACUCUCACAUCCAGUUCAUCCUGUUUUCAUGUUUUAAGAUGAUAUUUUCCUUGAUUAAUAACUCCAGGCCUCUAGGUGUCAGAUCCACUUGCUGACCUGGUCCUGUAUCAAAAUGGACUUCUGUAGAUUCAAGUGGUCUUUAACUGUAUGUGUCCAUGGGUAAGGAAAGGUCAAAUCAUAAAGCCAGGUUAGGUUCUGUCUGUCAGUGUAAGAUUCAGGCAGUGAAGCUUAAAGGGAAGUACCUCACGGAGGUAUCCGUGCAUAUCAGUAUGCAUUCAUUCAUCUGUGCUGUAAAGGUCUCUGCCUGCUGCUCCCCCUGCACCGCUCACUUUAAAACACUUAAUUUAUGUUAAAGGAACAAGACGCAGCCACAGUCGUCACAUGCUUGGCACUUUGGGGACCAUGUUGUUUUUUGAGGUGACUUUUUCCCCACUUUAAAAGAAUAAUGUCCAAAUGUAGAGAUGUGAUGACAGUGUGUGUUCACACACAGCUCGAAUGCUGCUGUGAGCAGAGCCACCUGAAUGCUCUUGUGUGUUGUCAUCGACUCGCCUCGUCCCUUCUUUGGGGACCUUUUUAAAGGAAUUCUGGGAAAUGUAGGAACUAAAUAACAGCACAUCUGAGGGAGAACUGUAGUUUGUGUGUUAGACACAGCUGCUGAAACUAGACCAGAGUCCUAAAAGCGCUCUGUUCCAGCAGAGCUGCAGUGAGGCAAAGUGCUGACACCACAUCACAUGGUACCAGCUUAGAAAAACUUCUUUACUCAGUAAUGUUGUAAAGCAGGACUACAUUUCCCAUGUCCCAAUCAAUCAAUCAACACCCUGAAGUUAUUACUGUUACUGUUGUUACUGUUCUAAUGUGGCUGUAUUAUGUGUUUUAAAAUGACUGCAAAACUAACGUAGAUACUGUAUUACACACUGCACGAUGCACUGUGUGCCGUGCAGUUCCUGCCUUAUUCAUACACAGUGAGUGAAUGAGGAUCCUGGUUCAAAAUAUGUUGAACUGUUUGAAUGCGGGGGAAAACAAACGUGUGGAAGCUCAUUUCUGCCAGGAAGUUCAGACUGAUUACAGCCACGAUGUUUUGUCAAAAUUCUGAGAAGUCAAGAUAUCGACUUCAGACUGACUUGUGUCAAAACAUUCUUAUGAAACAGGAAGUAAGUCAAAACUUAGACCUAUUGUCUAUUCUGUCUUCUAAGUUUGAUUUCAGUUCAUCAGUUUAUCAAACAUCUGACCUAUUUUUUUAGAAGAUGAGUCACAGUUUUGAUCCAGUGUCUCAGACUGAUCACCAAGUAUUCUCACUUUGUUCAAGUAUGUCCACGUUCAAGAAUUUUGACUUGCCAUAUAUUUGUACUUUUGUGUGUGUGUGUGUGUCCUGGCAGUAAUGUUCUUCCAUAUAGAGGUGAACCUGCUGCUGUAAACAUGCUGUCACUGUAAUGUGAGCAGUGGACUGUGGGCCCGGCUCCAUAUGCACUGACGUCACCACAGUGACAGUGAUGUGCUGAUGAGGAUGUUUUAAUUCUAUUUUUAUGAUUAUUCUGUUUUCAUGGUACUGCUUGAUUUUCAAAGGACCUGUUUGAGUCUGACCUGCUGACGUGAUCACACGUCCAUCCUCAGAUGAGUGUGGCAUUUGAAAAUCUGAUUUACUCAAGGCUAAUCCAGCCUUUUGUCACCGAGUGUGACUCUGUUGUUUGUGUGUUAGAACUUCACACAGCAUGUUACUGGCUGCUUCAUCCUGUUUGGACUGAAGACACAUAUCCUCUCCUCAAUGGUCAGAGCUGGUCUAAUGUCCUGCUGCCAGAUGACGGUUGAUUGUUGAUCUUUUUUGCACCUCUGAAUGUUUCUUGUUCUUUGAGUAAGGGAGCAAUAUCAGUGUGUUACCCUGAUGUUGAAACACAAAUGUUUCAACGUGGACACCCUCGAAGCGAGCAGCUUUUAGUUUUUUUUUGUUUCGUAUUCGGCUCAUUUCACAACAGUUCAGCAUGCCUUGUUCGAAUGACCGACUGCUUUGAAGGCUUCAUAAAACUUUGAUAAUCACACAGAGUCAAGUGUAAAUGAAACCAAAUGACUUUUUAUUGUUACCAGCAAUAGUUAAUGCAUGUAUUGGAGUUGUAUUUUUGCUGUUUUUCUUUGAACGGUUGCCUUCAUGUUGAUGAAUGUUGAAGAAUGCAGUUGAGACGGUUUGAGCCAUGGCUGAUGUUUGUAAUAAAUUUCUGAUACUGUA